AUGCGCACAUGUCUUGUUCGGGAACUUUACGAGCACACGAUGAUUCAAAAGCCAAUUCUCUAUAAUGCUUUCGAUGGAUUUGAAGAGGAUGCCAAGGCUUUGUUUUUGGCCAAAAUAAUGAAAGUGCUUAUGGGGAUACCCGUUAACGCCCAAAAGCAACAAUGGAUACGUCAAAGUGAAGCCAAUUAUUCUGGAUAUUUUAUAUGGGAGCUUUUUAAGAUCGUCACCGAGUACAGCCACAACAAGACUCUUUGUUUUGAAGUGGGCGAAUAUAAGGUUCAAGCCAUCAAAAACGAGAUCAUUCGUCGAGGAGAUAAAGAGUUGGAGUCGUGUAGUUACAACGUCGAUGGCUGCCACACAGCUCUGGUUGGGGGGAAGACUAUAGAACUCUCAAUUUUAGAGGUGACUGGUCAUUGUGGACUUUUUGACAUUGCUCGAGCUACGCAAGACCAUGUAAAAGGGGGAUUUGGUGUUUUGGCGUUGCUUCAAGAAAUUGCCCACGUUUUCGAAUUUGGGUCACUAGACACGUUUCACAAAAUACGGAUUUAUUUUGUACAUGUAUUAGAACAAGUUUCGCGAGGAGUUUGCGUGAUGGAAUUGAUUGAAAUGGCGGAUAUGCCUACAAACUUUGAAGAUAAUGAGAUGUGCAUUAGAGAUGUCACCAACCUUUUCUGCAUGUAUAAAAAUGGUUUAGAGAAGAGCUUAACCCAAAUUGAACAAUUAGAAAGGGAACACAAACAAGUCAAGCUCUCAGUUUCAAGGAAGACAGUUAAUCCUGCUUCUACGAUUAGUUUAGUCGACUCGCUCGAAAAGGGCUGUAUACUGAAAAUCAAAGGCGAAUACAUACCUGGGUAUCCCGAUCUGAAAGUAUCGACUUCCUGA
Molecule: messenger RNA, 882 nt
Organism: Phycomyces blakesleeanus NRRL 1555(-)
Lineage: Eukaryota; Fungi; Mucoromycota; Mucoromycetes; Mucorales; Phycomycetaceae
Exons: 4
Coding region: 1-882 (293 amino acids)
Source: RefSeq, a predicted model, not a curated record